CCUCUUUUCCCUUUCAAGAAAUCCUUUUGAAGGCUGCACGGUGCCCGUACCUGUCCGUCCUCCCACCUUCCCCCGUUUGGAAAGCUAGACCCAACCUCUUCUCCCCUUUCCCCUCCCCGCCCGUUCAGUUUUUUUUUAACCCUUCGGUGGUUUGUUCCCGCAGAAGAGCCCGUGCUACCACCUCACUAUCCUCUUUUCACUCAAGACCUGCAGUCGCUGAGGGCCUGCCCGAUCAAGUCGAGGGUUCCCCUACCUGGACCUGCCUGAUUUUCCCGCCCGAGAGCGUGUGCACACGCCGUGAUACCAAAACGUCCAUUUCGUUUUGCACGGCUUCCUGGCACAUUUUUCUCUUUUCGGCCUGUGCAGCCCUCUUUUUUCUUUUUCUUCUUCUGGCCAUCGCCUUCCCGUCCUCUCUCUCCUACCCACGACCAAUCUGCACACAACCACGUUUCCGUCGACUGUCACGCUGUCGGGUGGACCAGCCGCAUCAAAUCCCUCGACCCGGCCCUACCGCCUGCCUAACCCGCCGCUUGCCUUUCCUAAAGCGGCCUGCCUUAGGCUUGUAAGCUUGCCAAAGGGUCCCGCGUAUCUAGUCUUCUCUAACAUCUUUUUGACGUGUGUCUCCUCCAGAGGCGUUUGUGGAGGCUCUCUCCCUCGCACAAGCAAGUCCCGAAGCCAGACAAUUGAGCUGGUGUGCACUUCGUCGCCAGCCUCGGUGUUUUUUCUCUGCUUUGGUGCUUUGCAUACCCUGCCCUGCCCUGCCUUUUUGAUUUGAUUUUAUUCCUAUUUCGGAUCACCUUUUUCUGGACCCUGUCCUGCCUGUUUCGGAAGCGACUGCAUUUUGGCAAUCGUCUCCAUAGGUUCAUUGUCGCCGCAGCACACGAGCGCGCAUCGCAGCAAUCGCCAGGCACCCAAAACAGUCUGGGGCAAAUAAGGAGCCGCCCCCAGUUUUUUUUUCUCUUGUCGCGUUCCCGUCCCGGCGGGCACACACCAGACUCGAUAUAGCAAGCAGGCCAGCCCAGUCCCGUCGCCAGCACCCAACCAGGUUUCUGCGCGACAAUCAGGCAACUCCAACCCGAACCACACUCUCCGCAAAAAGGGCCAGAUCCAGUAUAGGUCAUCGGCGGAACAACCUCGAAACAGCAUAUUCGUCCGCCCCUUCACCCACAUCAGCCCUUUUGGUUUGGCAGCUGCCUCGGUUCCCACAAUGGCCGACAUCACAGACCAACACGAGCAGACCUCCCCCACGGAGCUCGGCGACGACGCGCAUUCUGCAGGCAACGGCAACGCGCCUGCCGGAGAGAGCCGAGGCGUCAAGCGCCAGCGUGCCAGCGCCGCCGACGACGAUGAUGAGGAUGACGAGAAGGGCGGUCGCGAGAGAAGGAAGAUUGAGAUCAAGUUUAUUAAUGACAAGUCGCGUCGUCACAUCACCUUCUCCAAGCGCAAGGCAGGAAUCAUGAAAAAGGCCUACGAGCUGUCCGUCCUUACCGGAACACAGGUUCUCCUUCUCGUCGUCUCCGAGACCGGCCUAGUCUACACAUUUACGACGCCCAAGCUGCAGCCAUUGGUCACGAAAGCUGAGGGCAAAAACUUGAUCCAGGCAUGCCUCAAUGCGCCCGAGCCGGCUCCCGGUAACGAGAACGGCGUUGAUGAUGGCCAAAUGGACUCGCCAGAGGAGGCACCCAGCGCCAAUAUGCCGCAGCAGGCCCCGAGGCCACCGGGAAUGUCGCAGCACCCGCACGGCAUGCCUCAGUACAAUAUGCCUCCCGGCAUGGACCCCAUGGGAGGGUAUCAGCCCUAUGUCCAGGGUAGUACGCAAUACAGGAUGCCACAGUCGGGCAUGCCGCAGCACACCUCGCACCAGUCAUAGGGUCCGGGGUGCGCCGGCUGAUCUGUCUGCUCCCAGCCGCGGACGUCGUUUGCCUUCAGCAUCGAUUACUAUACCGAUACCCCUUGCAUCUAAUGCAUCCUCCAAGGACCUGAUGUAGCCCUACAUGUUUCCGAGCCUUUUUGUCAACUACACCACAUUCACCCCCAUCAUUACUCCACCCAUAAUCACUCGUUCCCAGUGCAGUGCGAUCAACCAACCAAGCGCAGACGGUUGGUCACCUUGGAUUGGGUGGCUGCUUGCUAUAGCCCCAAUCUUCUCUUUCCCUCUGUACCCACCUACGGUGGCAGAUUCCAGCCUUGUCUCCUCCAACGCUGCGAGUUGGGCAGAGACUCGGUCGGCCUGGCUAGCGAUCGUGCCAAUCAAGAGUCUCGACACGCCGACUCUUGGUCAAACAAUACUUUCGCGCGCCGACCUGCAGAGAGGAAAGGACACCCUCGAUUUUUCUUCUCUUGGAAGACGACUUCGCACCCCACGGCACCCUUUCUUUUUGCAUGGGUCGCCGACGCCAUUAGCACGGGCUAAUCCAUCAACGCGAACCGGUCCUCUGGGGAUAACCACUCGAACGUCGUCAUGCCGGCCAAGUCAAGACAUAACGAACAGGUGUUCUGGUCUACGAAAAACACGAGAAAAAAAAGCCCUUUGCGCUUCAACGGUAGGAUGGGGGUCAUGUUCGACCCUUGUUUUCUUUUGCACUUUUUUUCCUUUUAUUUUCCCUUGCUUUGAACCUUAGUCUCCUGGAUUGGGCGCCGGGUAGAAAGAGGAAAUAGCUGUGGUUGAUGAUUUCGGAAUGCCCUCCAGCUUUUCAAUUUCUUGCAGUUUCGCGGUGUUUCUCUGAUGCCGAGGCAGCAAAGAAAUACACGGCUUGGAGUUGAGGGGGAUAAUGGGGUCGCAGGCAUCGCGUAUUCAUUCCAUGGUUAUCAUGACGGGAUGAUGAUGACCCCCUCUGGGGAGGCUCGGUCGGAUGGGCGUUUGGAGAAGGAUGGAUUAUUGGCCGAUAUCAGAGAGAUGCCACCUGCAUCGUUCAUUUCAGGUUCGGACAAGGCUGGCGUUCUGCCUCGACACUUGCGGACCGCACGUCAGUCACGACGUUGUCGUUCUGGGGUACCCGAGAAAGACCACGCUACCAUGCUGGACCUGAGGAUCGUCUGGGAGUUUAUCAAGUCGGGCUGCCGAGGAGGAUGGACACAAUGCGUCAGGUUUUCAUGAGACGCAAGCCUGAGGAGGCGGCCGCGCAUGCGAGUUAUCUGUUGGCAGCCUGUGGUGAGACCGGGGUUCAGAAAAAA
Molecule: messenger RNA, 3174 nt
Organism: Gaeumannomyces tritici R3-111a-1
Lineage: Eukaryota; Fungi; Ascomycota; Sordariomycetes; Magnaporthales; Magnaporthaceae
Product: MADS box protein
Exons: 3
Coding region: 1208-1870 (220 amino acids)
Biological process (GO): positive regulation of transcription by RNA polymerase II
Molecular function (GO): DNA-binding transcription factor activity, RNA polymerase II-specific; protein dimerization activity; RNA polymerase II cis-regulatory region sequence-specific DNA binding
Source: RefSeq, a predicted model, not a curated record